AUGGCCGAGUUACGAGGCUGUAAAGGAAAUAAAAGAAGCAGAGAAACAAGACGAGAAAGGGAAACAGUUGGAAGAAAGGGGAAGGAAGCGCUGGUGUGCUGUUUCUGUUCUUUUAUCGAAGAUGGUGACCAUGUCGACCAGACAAUCAAUAGAGUGCUGUCAAAAGAACAAGUGAAAGCUACGACAAACGGAUUGGAAGGGCAUAAAAAAGGGAGUUUGAAGUUAGAUGCAAAUGUUUUAACAAAACACAUGUGGAAAUAGUGUAGGACCAAGAUAUUAUGUUAAUGGACAGGAGAACACUGUUCUCC
Molecule: messenger RNA, 308 nt
Organism: Lactuca virosa
Lineage: Eukaryota; Viridiplantae; Streptophyta; Magnoliopsida; Asterales; Asteraceae
Source: the annotation of a GenBank genome assembly